Molecule: messenger RNA, 3533 nt
Organism: Paramisgurnus dabryanus
Lineage: Eukaryota; Metazoa; Chordata; Actinopteri; Cypriniformes; Cobitidae
Source: RefSeq, a predicted model, not a curated record
AGGUUGAACAAGUAGAAUGAGGAAUGAGUACAGAAUAAAAACAGAAGACAUAUCAGUAAUGCAGAGAGGAAGUUCAUUCAUUCCUGUGUUGUUUCUUGCACCUGUUUUUGUUUUCAACUAAUGCUAAAGUGAAAGUGUUUACAGAAUUGUGACUGUUUGCAAAUUAAGUUAAAGCUAUACGAUUAAUAAACAUCAUGCAGGUUCUGGUGUGCACAUGACUGAAAGUUUAAUAUAUUAUAGUAAGUAGAGAUAUUAUAUUGUGAAGAGUUGUAGUGUAGAAAUAGGCCACACACACGCACACACAUGCACAGAUCAGGAAGUGCCGUCUUGCUAGUUGGCGGAAUUGGUUGCUUGAUGUGAGGAUGUGUGUGUUGGUGUGUGUUAUUUAAAGAUCUGAUGACUCUGGUCAGCUGAAACUCUGAACAUCACGGAUGGACCUCGCCACACAAGUGCAACAUGGGAUCCAGGAUAAAAGAUAACCCUGACAAAACCUUCUACUGGUUCUUUCAAGCCUCAUCUCCAGUUGCACGAGAUCAAGACCCUGAUGUGUUGUUCCAGUUCCCAGAGGACUUCAGUGAUGAGGAAUCUCUGCGGUCCUUACCACGCUUCUGCUUUCCAUAUGACAUUGAAAGGGUGAAGGACACCAUUGCUGUGCAGCACUUUACAUUUGUCUUGACUGAUCUGGAGGGAUGUCAGCGUUUUGGAUUCUGCAGACUCACGUCCAGCUCCCAGACGUGCUUGUGUAUACUCAGUUAUUUGCCUUGGUUUGAAGUCUUUUACAAACUUCUGAAUAAUCUAGCAGACUACAUGACUAAAGGGCAGACCAAUGAGAUGAAAGAACUUCUGACUCUACUCCACAAGCACCCUGUACCGCCCGCUAAUGGAUCAAUCACUUUGCAGAUGGGAGGGAACAUACAACUCAGAAGAGAGAUGCCUGGCAUCUGUGGACACACCCCUAAAGGGGAGGAGUCAGAGGGGAUCCCAUACUUCAUUGCUCCAGAUCCCAAAGCCCUGCCCUCUAUUCCAGAGAGUAGGAACCUGACGGAGCUGGUGGUUGCAGUAGACGUAGGAAAUCUGCUGCAGCUCUACGCCAGCAUGCUGUUUGAGAGACGCAUCCUCAUCUACUGCAGCAAACUCAGCACUCUGACGGCCUGUGUACACGCGUGUAAUGGGAUGCUCUUCCCUAUGUACUGGCAACACAUCUUCAUUCCUGUUCUUCCACCCCAUCUGCUGGAUUACUGCUGCGCUCCGAUGCCGUACCUCAUUGGAGUUCAUUCCAGCCUGGCCGAGAGAGUAAAGAGUCGAGCUUUGGAGGAUGUAGUCAUUCUAAAUGUGGACACAAACACUUUAGAGUCGCCCUAUCAGGACCUUAAAAAGAUCCCUGCUGACGUGGUGGCAGGACUGAAGGUCAGGUUAAAGAAACAAGCUGCGUUGGUGGGCUCAGGGGUCUCUCGUUCUUUUCUCAGAUCUCAAGCUCUGCUGUUUGGAGGCUACAGAGAUGCUUUACAAUAUCCAGAUGAAGGGCCAGUGAUGUUCUGUAAGGAGAUAUUUCUCAAUCACAAGUCUCAAAGUAUGAAGGAGUUUUUGGAAAGCGCUGUACACCUGCAGUGUUUUAAAGAGUUUAUUGAUGGGCGGCUGGAAAUGCUGAACCAGGGAAAAGAGCCCGAUGAUGUAUUCGAAGAAGAGAUUCUUCAUUGUGGAGCCUCGCAAGGUGGAUCUAAAUUAUAUCGCCAAUGGGUUGGAAAUUUGAAGAAAGGGGGUGGAGCCUUGAUUGUGACAUGCAAGUCUACAGCUAAUAAAGCAACCAAAUAUCACAGCAAAUUUGGACUGAGAAACCUUUUGUCGUCAAAGGAGCAAACUGAAAAUCACAUGCUGCAGAGGGGAGGGUCUGUUUGUGGACCGCAUACGUAUCGCCGCUUCCAAUCAGAUUGCCUUCAGAACCGUCUACCAAUCACACAGCACUUUGGAAGGUCUCGGCCACGCCGACCCGCGCGCAAGCAUACCAGCAAUCAAAAUGAGCGACAGAUGCAGAACAUCUACAGCCCCUGUGACGACAAUACAACAGAGGAGCCCGAGCAGUGUUCUGGAUCUAGCGAGUUACAAGAUGAUGAUGAUGAUGAUCUUUCGCUCAUGGCUGACCCAGAAGAGAUGGAUCUGCUCGGAGAGAUCUUUGACACGUUGAGCGCACAGAGCUCCAGAGAACCGGGCUUACUGUACAGCACUCGCAGUCUGGACCUCUUCAGCUCUGAUAGCACUGACUUCAUCUCACGUAGGAGUCUGACCACACCCAGUCAGGAGAGUCUAAGUCCUUCUGUUGGAAACAGUGGAAGUCUCAUGAGCUGGGAGGAGCAGCUAGAGGAGGGUCCACACUAUCAGAGGGAGGAGCCUGUUGUCCUGAUUGACAGAGAGAAUGAUCUUAAUAAAUCAGAGAUGAGCUUCAAGGAAUUGGGGGAAAGCCUGUGUUCAGAUGUACAAAGUUUAAGAGAUGCUGAACUGGAUUGUAGAGAGGAGCUAGAUGAUCGCUGCUUGCCACAAGUAAAUGGAACGACAGAUGAAUUUGAGGAAAGUUUAGAUACUGGGACAACGACUGGAGAGAGGCCGGAAACAGAGACACAAGUAGACAAUGAAGAACAAACGACAAAAGAUGUUGAAGAAAAUCAAAAUGAGGGUACACCGACAAAUGACUUGAGGUCUUCAGAGCACACAGAGGAGCCCUUGUGCGAAGCACAACACACAACUCAAGAACCGACAGAUGAAGAAAUCAUCUCCCCUGUGUCCGUCAACAUAGACGGGAUCUCAGAUAAAGCAGCAGAUGAAGUAAAGGUUGACUCUUCAUCUCAUAGGGUGUUGCCUACCGUAGCUCUGCCCUCACAGGCGAAGUCCUUUAACGUUCCCAGUAAUAGUUUCCGAGGUCAGGAAAAAUCAUGGAGGACUCCUCUCAGAAGUCACAACAUCUACACAGCAUCCAGCAAGCCAGCAAUGGGCAUCCAGACAGAUGAACAAAGUUCAAAAUGCACUCCAAAGCAGUCGCUAGUUGAAGAGGAAGACAAGGUACCCAUUAAAGUCUCAGAGCUGAAGAAGAGAUUUGAACAUAUCAAGCCAUCAUAAACCAAGUGUAUUGGUUAAAUGUUGCUAUAAAGAACUAAAGAUGACUUUUAUUGCGUUGCAUGAAACCAAAUGAAUCCGAAAGCUCCCCCCAAAUUCCGUUUUUACUUUCAUAAUGUCAAACAAAUGGCAUUGGAUAUGACUCCAUCCUUCAGAUAUGAUAAUGCAAUAGCAAAGUUUGCAAUGGUAUGUAGAGGGCUCCGCCCUUCUUUAGUCACCAUCAGCCCCGAUUGGCUGAUACUUCAGCGCAAUUGAUGACAUCAGCCAAAAUGUAAGGUGGAGCAAAUGAUGAUACAUUACAGACAUUAUUUCUUAAGCACAAUAUGAACUGAUGAAUUGUGUACAGUAAUGGCAGGGCAAUUAAUUUAGAUUAUAUGUUUACAAGUAAAUGCUACUGAACUCAAACAAAUAAAAUGCUUCCAACCCAA